This is a messenger RNA of Sabethes cyaneus, 1314 nucleotides long. RefSeq names its product ornithine decarboxylase 1-like. Gene Ontology annotation, molecular function: ornithine decarboxylase activity. NCBI's taxonomy places the organism in Eukaryota, Metazoa, Arthropoda, Insecta, Diptera, Culicidae. The transcript has 3 exons. The record is from RefSeq and is a predicted model, not a curated record. Gene Ontology annotation, cellular component: cytoplasm. Bases 1 to 1314 code for a protein of 437 amino acids.
AUGGACGUGCUAAGUGUGCUCGAAGGCCGGCUAGAGGUUGUAGACGAUUCGGUAUCCUCGAGGGAACUGAUCAAUCGCUUGGUUGCACUGGGACCUCGCGAGGAACCGUUGCAUCUAGUCGAGUUGGAUGCAGUCGUAAAGCGGCAUUACGACUGGGUACGGCAUAUGCCACGGGUCCGACCGUUUUACGCCAUCAAAAGUAACGACGAACCAGCUAUUGUCGAGACGGCCGCUUUGUUGGGCUGUGGUUUUGAUUGCGCCUCAAUAGCCGAGGUUCGGCGAGUUCUCGGCUUUGGGGUCAAUCGCGAAAGGAUAAUAUUCGGUCAGCCAAUGAAAACCAUCGAGGCGCUGCAGUUUGCCAAGGAGAAAAAAGUGCGAACCGUUUUUGACAGCGACACAGAACUCCGGAAGAUUCAUCAAUACUAUCCGGAGGCAGAGGUUCUGAUCCGUUUUAGAUUCGUGCCCAACAACGCCGACGCAAAUUAUAACGUUAAGUUCGGCUGCAAUCCAGCAACAGAAGCUCGUCAGCUGUUGGAUUUGGCAAAAGAGCUCGGAAUCACUGUAAUCGGUUGGUGCUUCAACGUCGGAGCUGCUUGUUCGGAUCCGGAAAUCCUUUACAGAGCCAUCGAAGCAGGUCGAAAAAUUACCGAUUAUGCAACUGAUUUGGGAUUUUCCUUCCGGUUGAUUGAUUUGGGUGGAGGUUUCUCCGGCAGGAAGGGUAUUGAUGUUGGAAUUUAUGCGACGCAUAUAAAUCGAGCGCUACAGGAGUUUUUCCCGGAGGAUGAAAAGUGGUCCGUGAUUGCAGAGCCUGGAAGAUAUUACAGCGCAGCUGCGCACACCUCUGUGAUCCCCGUUCACGGUAAGAAGGUAUUUCGGAAUGAGCAGAACCCUGCACAGAUAGAAAGAGUGUUUUACUACUUUAAUGACGGAAUUUAUGGGACGUUCUACAGUGCUAAGUACCGCAAAAUGCCGGUAAAACCGGUGAUUUGGAAAAAGCGCGAAGAGUGCGGCCCGGAGCGUCGAUCCUUUCUGUACGGGCCAUCUUGCGAUGGGAUUGAUUGCUUUGCCGAAGAUAUAUUGCUACCGGAACUAGACAUCUCGGACUUUAUUAUUUUCGAAGACCAAGGUGCAUAUUCAAGGGUUCACUCUUGUAGAUUUAACGGGUUUUGUGUUCCAAAACCGGUUAUCUUCAUAAGAAAAAGUGUUUGGGAACUUCUGGAGCAAGUGGCAUCCGCGACUCAACCUGAAAGACUGGUUUUGGAUUCAAAAUAUUUACAAUUGAACUAUAAAUUGGAAGCCGUGGUAUUCGAGUAA